This is a messenger RNA of Plasmodium knowlesi strain H, 4521 nucleotides long. RefSeq names its product DNA helicase, putative. Gene Ontology annotation, molecular function: ATP-dependent chromatin remodeler activity; ATP binding; zinc ion binding. The transcript is spliced from 2 exons. NCBI's taxonomy places the organism in Eukaryota, Apicomplexa, Aconoidasida, Haemosporida, Plasmodiidae. Gene Ontology annotation, cellular component: nuclear replication fork. Gene Ontology annotation, biological process: DNA repair; replication fork processing. The record is from RefSeq and is a predicted model, not a curated record. The coding region runs from base 1 to 4521 and encodes 1506 amino acids.
AUGAAACAUCGACCCCCGCAAGUAUCGCCACUUGCAGGCGGCACCAACCGUUACCCCCAGAAGAGGCGUAGCAGAUACUUUUCCAAAGCGAUUAAAAAGACCACCAGGAAGGAAAACACCCCCUCCAAGGGGACAUACGCAGGGGGUGCAGAAAACUACGCCAUCCCCAUCUCGACGAGCUUAUAUAAUUCGACUAUUCUGCAUGAGAAAUUCAAGAGUACAGAAGCAAAUGGGGGUAAAGAAGCAAGACUGUCUGAUGGAACCCCUCAUAGGCACCUCACCAAUAAUGGGGAGAAAACUCCCCCCCCCAGAUGGGAUCGGUCAUUAUAUAGAAGUGGCACUUCCCCCCAUGGUGAGGAGAAUUCUCUAAUGCGUAAAUUUAGAAGGAUAGUAACCACGUACCACACCUUUAUGGAUCUGAUGAGGAAGUUAAAGUUGAAUAACAAAGAAAUGGGACGGUAUGCCAAGUGUCCUACUUGCAGUAACAGUUCAGUAAUUAUGAAGGAGGGGAAGUAUGGGAUCUACUUCGAGUGCACACAGUGCCAUGAGAAGGUUUCUAAAAAGAGAGCAGAGGAUUCCAUGUUUGGUGAAAGAGAAAAGUUGUUCCUUGAAAAUAAAAAAAAAAUCUGCUUCGAAAUGGAAAAGCCCGACUCCUACCGCAUUCACCACUUUGGAAAUGUCAGCUUUGCCAACGACUUCAACAAAAUAGUAACCGACGUAAUCAGAGAAGUAGUUACCGAUUUGAAAAAAAUAAAAAGAAAUAGAAUAAAAUAUAGGAACAUUAUAAAGUACAUAUACAGGAUCAAUACAUCUAUCCAUUUGUUCGAAUGUAGAAAGAGGAGAAAAUUGAAAAUUUUCCGUCCUGCUAGGGGCGUCUCUCAUGAGGGGUCCCACUCCGUCUUCAGCUCCAGUUGGAGUUACAACUUUUCACUCAGCCGAAAAAGAUAUGCAACCAUUUUUAGGAAGAAGAACUAUGCGGAGGUAGCGCCCGAAGGAAGGGGGAAAGAUGAACUGCUAUUUCUGUACAAUUCCAAAUUUGUAAAACAUGUCGAAAAAAAAAAAAAAAAAAAUAGCCAUUUAUUUAAAACUCUAAUUAAUAGGUACACCCAGUGGUACAUAGAUGGACGUGACUUCUUCGAUGAAAUGAAAUAUCUUCCAUUGACUUGGAAACCCAGGGGGGAUUACAUACAGAGUGGGAUCUUCCCCUUCCACAUAUCGAAGGAUAUUAAGAAGAAAGCUUCCUUUAGAAGACUCAGCGUUGACAGUAACAACUAUCUCUGUGGAUGCGUCUUCGACCUCUGCUCCUACCCUCUAAUGCUACGUUAUUUUGUAUUCCGCUUAUACGACCAUUGUUUUGUGCACGAAAUUCCCAGCUGUGUCUUCCACUACUUUGGACACAUCUAUCCCAGGGUACACGAGAAGACACGGGUACAUAAGUUCUUUCUGAAAUGGAAAUUCUCCAACGUCAUGCGGAUGACCUACGCGAAGUAUCAGCAGAACGUUAAGGAGUGGCAUCCACCGGAGGAGUGCCUUCUCGAAGAGGCGCAUUCACCACGCCUUGCUGUGACUGCUAAUGUGGGAGGACCAGGAGCAUUGGACCCCAUUCCAUGCCCCAAUAAGUACUCCUCCCAGGAUGAUAACCAUAUAACCAGAUCGUACAAUUUGGACGAGCUAGUCAAAGCCUCCUACCUUUUCAGUCGAGAAAAACUCAGAACUCAUAUAAUGAGACACCACUACACGAAACGUAGGAAAAAAGUGAAGAAACAAAUUUUCAGAGAAAUUAAAAAUAGGUGUCUUGAAGAAAUAAAAAAGAAGCUCCCAAGGAGAAUUCAAAAGGUGAUCCUACCGUAUCAACUAGAAUCUGUGUACUUCUUUAAAAAGCAGAAUGGAAGAAUAUUAAUUGCCGACGAAAUGGGACUAGGCAAAACACUCCAAGCAAUUUGUAUUUUACACUUUUUUCGCCUUUACCCCACCCUCAUUGUAACUCCGUCGUCUUUGAAGCUUAACUGGGCCUGCGAGAUUGAGAAAUUCUUGCCUGCGUUCGACCCCGCCAAGGUCCUCGUCGUUGGUGAUUCGAACGACUUCCCGAGGGGGACUCGCAUAUACAGAAUUAUUAUCGUCUCCUUCGAGCUCUACAGAAAAUUGGCCCACCUCAUAAACCAAAUAAACUUCAAACUAAUUAUCGUGGACGAAAGUCACUUCAUAAGAACAGUGCAGUACGGUAAGCAAAGCCAGCUAGCCAAAAUGAUCAAAGGGACACUUAGAAAGACAAAAAAAGUUAUUUUCCUGAGUGGAACUCCCUCGAUAAACAGACCCAUCAAUAUAUACCACCAAAUUAAGUACCUCAUAAACAACAAGAAAAUUUUCUGUAAAAAUAAAUUCACCUUUGGAGAAGAAUUUUGCAAAAAAUAUUUUUGUAGGGGAGAAAAAAUAUUCGAAGAAAAUUUACGUUCCUGGGAAUUCCACCUUUUCUUAAAAAAAACUGUCAUGAUAAGGCGGUCCAUUUCAGACGUUUUUACUUCUAACUUUCCAGACUUGAAGAGAUUCUUCGUGUACUUACCUCAUGGAUCUCACACCAUGGACAAAGAUGAUCAAGUCAAUUUUUUCUCAUCAUCUCCGUGUGCUCCAAGUGAGGAAGGAAAUGCCAUCCAAAGUACCGGGAAGGACUCAGAAGAAAUUCUAUCGGCUGACUCAGACUUCGCAACCCCCAACAGACAAGCUCUGAGCGAGUUUUUCCACGUCGAGAUUAAAACGAAAAAAGUAGAGGAGGGACUCUCGAAAGUUGUUCAUGCGAUGAAAUAUAUGGAGAGACAUUUCCCCGGGAAAAAAAAAAUAAUUUUUUGCUACCACCUAAAUGUGUGUAAAUGUAUAGAAGAGGAGCUGCUAAAAAUGAUAAAAAGAAAAAAACAAACUGAACAAGCUAUUGUAGACUACGUUGUACUAAAUGGAAAUUUAAGCGAAAAGGAAAAGAGAGAAAAAAUACAAUUCUUUCGCAUGAACCACAGCUGUCAGUAUGGAAUUUUCACUAUCUGCUCAGUUAGCCAUGGACUAGACUUCACUUUCUGCAACUUGUGUUUCUUCCUAGAAUUUCCAAUAAAUUUCUUUCACCUACAACAGUGCGAAAGCAGACUGUUUAGGAAGAAUCAGCAAUUCGACACUUACGUUUUUUACUUCCUCUUGAAAAAUGGCUUAGGGAGUGAUUACAAAACGUGGAGGAGGUUCAUGCUGUGUGCACAUAGCACUCGCUCUAUCCUGGAUGGGACGGAGUUUGUUGCCAAGGAUCUUCUUUAUGAGAACGUUUCCGGGGACAUGCCUAUGCUGAGCGGUCAUAGUGGGUCGUGCGGGGGUGGAGAUCUUUCCAGAAGUAGUUACUCCGCUGAGCAAACCAGCUGCCACCCGCGCAAUGAAUUAUUGACUAACCAGCCACACAACGAAUUAUUGACUAGCCAGCCACACAACGAAUUAUUGACUAGACAGCCACACAACAAAUUUAGCACCAGAAAAGGGAAAUUCCUCUUCCAAAUAAACACGCUCACAAACAGAAUCCACGCGUACUACAAAAACAAGAAGACCAACUUUCUCAUGGAACAUUUGACCAACCGUGAGGGGCAAGACAAAUCAGGAACACUUCUGAAAAAAUGCGCGACUAAAUUUUUGCAAAAUUACAACAAACUAAGCGCGAACGAAAAGAAGUUAAUUGAAAAGAAAAAAUGCGAUAUGCACAUAUCAGUCGUUCGGAAAUUGCGCCAUGGAGAAAAUAAAAUGAGUCCCCUAAAAUUUGAGAGGUACAUAAAGAACAUCACCACAAGCGACAAGACAUACAUGAAGACGUACCUUAAAAACAGCUUCAGAGGAAAACUGCAAAUCUUCUAUUAUCAGGAGUAUGAUGAGAAAAGAAACACAGUUAAAUGUCUGCAAUGUAAAAGUGAGUUACCCCCCCGUGCCAGUGCCAAUGCCAUAGUAGGAGAAUACAACAUCAUGAAAUAUUUACGAGACUACUCAGACAGCGCAACAAUCGAAAAAUUUCAUAACGAGUUUGACACAAUUAAAAUGCACAAAUGUAAUGUUAAGAAUAUUUGUAUAUGUGAUGAGAGCAAUAUGUUUUGCGAAGGAAAGUGCAGGAUGUUUUAUUUUUUAAAAAAAAGUUCCACCACUAUACGAAGAUUAAUUUAUGAAAGAGAUAAAGGCGUUUGUAAUAUUUGCAAAUUGGAUUGUACAAUUUUAAUUAGGCAAAUUAAAAGUCGAAAAUAUUUUUCAAUUAACGAAAAAAUUCAUUAUUUUAUUAAAAAGUAUCCAUUAUUUAUUGAAGAUAUUAAUCACCUCAAAUUUAUACUUGAGAAACCAACGGAUGGACAUAUCUGGAAUGUGGACCACAUACUGCCUGUCUUUAGGGGGGGUGGAGAGGCCUCCUUUGAUAACCUGCAGACAUUGUGUACCUUCUGUCAUAAGAAAAAAACAAAAGACGAUUUGAGGAAAAAAGGGGAAAGUAGUAAUCCUAUGGAGAACUCCUCUCCAUCAUAA